Messenger RNA from Homo sapiens (human), 1379 nucleotides. RefSeq names its product family with sequence similarity 170 member A (gene FAM170A). The transcript has 5 exons. Gene Ontology annotation, cellular component: nucleus. Lineage: Eukaryota; Metazoa; Chordata; Mammalia; Primates; Hominidae. The record is from RefSeq and is marked validated. Bases 212 to 1204 code for a protein of 330 amino acids. Gene Ontology annotation, molecular function: DNA-binding transcription factor activity, RNA polymerase II-specific. Gene Ontology annotation, biological process: positive regulation of DNA-templated transcription; flagellated sperm motility; chromatin remodeling.
GAACCUUAACAGCCCUGCAGUGUAGUGGGCACUGGGCAGUGCUGCUCCUUCACUAAGCGGUCUGAGUUCUUUAGCUAUCUCGGAGAUUCAACUACGUUUACUCGUACUGAAUCUUUUUAAUGAAUUUCCUGAGAGCCAAGAAGGGCCAAUCUACAGGAAAAAGUGGGAGGUGGACAUUAAGCAUCUUCUAGAAACUCUUCUAGCUGAUAUCAUGAAACGACGACAAAAGAGGAAACAUUUGGAAAAUGAAGAGUCCCAGGAAACCGCUGAGAAGGGAGGAGGAAUGUCAAAGUCCCAAGAGGAUGCCCUGCAGCCUGGAUCCACUAGAGUGGCCAAAGGCUGGAGCCAAGGGGUGGGAGAAGUUACUUCUACCUCCGAAUACUGCUCCUGCGUUUCUUCUUCACGCAAGCUCAUCCACAGUGGAAUCCAGAGAAUACAUCGAGACAGCCCCCAGCCUCAAUCACCCCUGGCCCAGGUUCAGGAACGAGGAGAGACUCCUCCCCGCUCACAACAUGUCUCCUUGUCGUCCUAUUCAUCCUAUAAGACUUGUGUGUCCUCUCUGUGUGUAAACAAAGAGGAAAGGGGCAUGAAAAUAUACUACAUGCAGGUACAAAUGAACAAAGGUGUGGCUGUCUCCUGGGAGACAGAGGAAACUUUGGAGUCCUUAGAAAAGCAGCCAAGGAUGGAAGAAGUGACCCUUUCUGAGGUUGUGAGGGUAGGUACUCCCCCCUCUGAUGUGUCCACCAGAAACCUCCUGUCUGACAGUGAGCCCAGUGGGGAGGAGAAAGAGCAUGAGGAAAGGACAGAAUCAGACAGCCUGCCAGGCUCACCCACCGUUGAGGACACACCCAGAGCCAAGACUCCUGACUGGCUGGUGACCAUGGAGAACGGCUUCAGGUGCAUGGCCUGCUGCCGGGUGUUCACCACCAUGGAAGCCCUCCAGGAGCAUGUGCAGUUUGGGAUCAGAGAGGGCUUCAGCUGCCACGUCUUUCAUCUCACCAUGGCUCAGCUGACAGGCAACAUGGAAUCAGAGAGCACCCAAGAUGAGCAGGAGGAGGAAAAUGGAAAUGAGAAGGAGGAGGAAGAGAAACCAGAAGCAAAGGAGGAGGAGGGGCAGCCCACAGAAGAAGACCUUGGCCUGAGGAGAUCCUGGAGCCAAUGUCCAGGCUGUGUGUUUCAUUCUCCAAAGGACAGGAACAGCUGAGACUUAUGGGCCAGAAGAUACUGGAAGAUGGUGUGGCCUUCUCUUGCAAGAGGGAGAAGAAAGAGCCAUGGAGAUAGUAGCAGACAGGCUGCCCAAGGUAUGAAGCAGAUGAGGGACCAGCACUCAGUCUAACAUGUAAACAUCAUACGUAAUAAAGGUUGUGUUUCAAACCUUA